Messenger RNA from Durusdinium trenchii, 1675 nucleotides. The record is from the annotation of a GenBank genome assembly. NCBI's taxonomy places the organism in Eukaryota, Dinophyceae, Suessiales, Symbiodiniaceae.
AAAGGUGGUUGUUGUGGUGGUGGUUGUUGCUUUGACCAUAAACACAACCAUAAACAACAAAUGCAAAUACUGCAAAAGCAACUCGAGCGGCCCAUCUUAAGCCAUCUUGACGGAGGGGGUACCCUUACGAACGUGUUAAAAUAUGAUAAUCUAUUGAAAGCACGCUUUCCAAAAAACGCUAAUAUAAAAGCAGCGGGGUCCUGCGGACCUACUCAGGGCCAGCCCUGUGCUGGCCCGAUCCUGGUGCUGCCGACCCUUAUGCUUUGGAGACUGUGGCUAGGCCACUUGAAAGAAGUAUUACUUCUUUCUUCAUGCUUGCCAACAUCCAUUCAUUCCCACCUGUUCCCGAGCAACUCGAAUGCUUCGGUGCUGGCACGGCCCGCGUUCUGAGCCACCUCGUUCGGCAUGCCAUGCAGGGCCACGGCCAUAGGCCUGGAAGGCGAAAGCCUUAGCUGAUGUUGUUCUGCGUGCAAUUGUGGCCGGAGAGCGCCACCCCUCACCAUUGUUGUUUUGCGCGCGCGUGUGGCCGGAGAGGGCGCCAGAUGGCAGCCUCGAAACGCAGUAGAGCAAGGUUGGCAAAGCCAAAGGUUAACGUAAUUCUGCUCGGUCACACUCGGGCAGGAACGCUACCAUGCUCGCAUAGGCCCUUGAUGUCGGACUACAACUUGCUAUGCUAGUGGCAAAACAUAGCGAAGAUCUUUGAAAGCGGAGCUAUGCAAGGUGGAUUUCAAGUGGCUUUAAUCUCAUAGUCAACUUCUUGUACUUCUGAGGCCAACAUGUUUGCUCGUGCAUGGAAGUGCUGCAUCUUUGACCCAAUACUUGGCCCUGGCGGAGGCUUUGAAGACGCUGGGCUAUGGUGUAGUGUGCUAUGACUGGCUGGGGUGUGGCUUGAGCGACAAGCCGGAUCAUUGGGAAUCAUAUGCUUUUGACGAGCUUCUUUACGACCUAAAAGCGAUUUGGGAUGCGAAGUGGCCUGGGAAAUAUUUCGUAGUGGGACACUCCUUUGGAAGCCACUUGGUUCUUCGGCUUGGGGCAAUGUUGGCAGACACCAUGUUGGCCGGAGACACCAUUGCUGGUUUGAUUCUGUUGGGAGCAGCAAAGCAGUUCCCUGAAGGCCAUCCAAUCUUCCGACUCCCAGUGUUUGUCCUGCAGUGGCUGCAGCCGAGCCUUACAAAGGCCUUCUUGCAGAUGGCGCUUGCUUCCAAUGAUCCAGAGCUUAUUCAGCAGGAGACGGAUGGCUGCAAUGCGAAUCCCAUGUACAUGUGCAAAGCCUAUUACAGACAGGUGAGAAAUGUCAGUGAUGACGAGAUUGCCAAGUGCCGCAGUCUUCCCAGUUUGCUGAUUAGAGGUGGCCAGGAUGGCAUUGUCUCUGCCUCGGACGUGGAGGCCCUUGCUGUAGCAAUGCCACUGGCACAGAUGAAAACUGUGGCGAAUGCUGGCCACGUCCCGAUGCUAGAGGAACCGGGCAAGGUGGCAGAACUGAUCGACGAGUUCAUCAAGUCCAUCUGAGGUUUGAAAUCGCUGUAGCAGUAGCAUGUAUUCGAUCAGGCCUUUUUGAAACCCAUCUUGAAGGCCACAUUUAUCCUGAUCAAUUGGGGUAAAUUAAAUAGUUUUCACUUGUCACUUGGUCCCUCAAAACAUGGAGGGUCUGCAAAUUUGAUUCAACAAGUGGAAA